AACACAACACGGCUAGCAAUUCCCAUCCCGUGCGAUAGUUAGUGCUCACGCUUUGUUAGUGACUCCUACCGUUCGGCCGGAUAAAGCGGUGAAUCAUCUCCCAGGGGCCUGCUACGCCUACACCGUUUGCUGCAGGUGAAACCUCACCAACCAGCCGUCCAUCGUCGUCAUCGUCGCAAUAGGCAAUUCCCCACCCUUUUCCAUCUCGUGACUUCAGCAACAGUGCACCGCCUGCAACUCACUCUGUGGGUGUGUUUCCUUCCGGUUGUCCGGACUUCCUGCAGUGCAACAAAGGGCUACGGAACCCCUUUUCAACGCAGCAACCUAGUGUCCCCAUUAUGUCGUGCUAGUGAUUGCAGUGCUCUCGGGCUGUUGCACCUUCGAAACGGUUGCACUAAGGCUGUGCUGCAGUGAACACGGAGACAGAAUUCGUAGCAACCGUUGUUAACGUGAAAGUUUUCACUCGUGAGCAAAAUCAAAGCAAACAUAUUGUGCCGAGCGCACGCCAAUCUGUCAUCUGCCUUGUAGUCGCUUCGCGUGCGAGAUCAAUCCAGUUUUACUAUCGACCGUCAAUUACCAGCAGCAGCAGCAGAGCCUCGUGAUUGCCUUGCGUGUAUCGGUUUCGUGAUUAGCUUUUUCCAUUGCCGCCGCCACUGCGAGCAGAUAGUGUUCGCCGUUCGCGGAUCACCUAGGAACGAGAACACAUACGUCAGCCACCAACGUGCUAAUAAUCGGCCGCCGUAUUAACGUCGUUAGUGCCCGUGAAAAUCGACUACCCCCGAGACCGCAGCAUGUCGUCCGCACUGGAGGAAGAGCAGCACCUGCGGGAAUGUGAAUCCUACAUUCAGACGCACCGCAUUCUGCGGCUGCUGAAGGAGUGCAUCGUGCAGCUGUGCCUGUCACGGCCCGAGAACCCGAUCGUCUUCCUGCGGCAGUACUUCCAGCAGCUAGAACGGGAGCAAGCGAAGCUGGAUGCGAGUAAGCAGGCGGCCACACCGGACGAUCUGGACGACCUGAGCCCGAUGCCACAGACCACGGCACCGCCGGUGCGGCGCCGCGGGGGCAUCUCGGCCGAACCGGUCACCGAGGAGGACGCGACCAGCUACGUGAAGAAGGUGGUCCCGAAGGACUACAAAACGAUGGCGGCCCUGUCGAAGGCGAUCGCCAAGAACGUGCUGUUUUCGCACCUGGACGAGAACGAGCGGUCGGACAUUUUCGACGCCAUGUUCCCGUGCACCUUCCUGCCCGGCGACCCGAUCAUCCAGCAGGGCGACGAGGGGGACAACUUUUACGUCAUCGACAUCGGCGAAGUUGAGGUCUUUGUAAAUAGCGAACAGGUGACGACCAUCAGCGAGGGCGGUAGCUUCGGUGAGCUGGCCCUCAUCUACGGUACGCCCCGUGCGGCCACCGUCCGUGCCAAAACCGACGUCAAGCUGUGGGGCAUCGACCGGGACUCGUACCGACGCAUCCUGAUGGGCUCGACGAUCCGAAAGCGAAAGAUGUACGAGGAGUUCCUGUCUCGAGUGUCCAUCCUAGAGAGCCUCGACAAGUGGGAACGUCUGACGGUGGCGGACGCCCUGGAACCGGUGAGCUUCGAGGACAGCGAAACGAUCGUACGGCAGGGCGAGCCCGGCAACGACUUCUACAUCAUCGUCGAAGGCUGUGCCACCGUCAUGCAGAAGCGGGGCGAGAGCGAAGAGGCCGCGGAAGUGGGCCGGCUCGGACCGAGCGAUUACUUUGGCGAGAUUGCACUGCUGCUGGAUCGGCCCCGGGCCGCCACCGUCAUUGCGCGCGGGCCGCUCAAGUGCGUCAAGCUAGACCGUGCCCGAUUCGAGCGGGUCCUUGGGCUGUGCGCCGACAUCCUGAAGCGCAACAUAACGCAGUACAACAGCUUCGUUUCGCUGUCGGUCUGAAGUGGUCACACCCGUCACGGAAGCCACCACCCAACAAGGAGAGACCCGACCGUGUGGUGGCCGCAUUCUAUUGUCGCGAACCCUUUGUUUUGUGUGGUCGUCGCAUGUUGCAGGGGGCACCGCGUAUACGCGCAUUAGCUUAGAAAAAGAAACACAUUUCGUGGUCAGUUUGUUGGGGCGACUGGAAAAUGACUGGACCCCACUUGAGGGCCGCUGGUGUAGCUUUUGUUAUUCACUUUUCAGUUUCCCGUUUGAGUGGGAAACGAAUCCGAUGUACCGGAUUGGACGGCACUUUAACCGUUUACAGAGUAUCAUUUUAUAAGCAUAUUCAACCACUGGAAGCGACGUGGCCUGCCGCAGGACAGGCCCAAGCCGAGCACACAAACAGACCCCUUUCAGAGAUGACUCCGCCCGGGCCCGUUCUCUUUUCUCUCGCCCAGUGCAGGGCGUAUAGUUUACUUAAAGGCACAGCGGAACGACGGAUCUGGAAUGCCGGGACCGCUGAGAAAGUGGUCAAUUGUGUCCGUUUCGUUUUUUAACCCAACCAAUGUAUUAAACAGAAACACCACGCGUAGCGUUCGGGGAGAGAGAGAGGAGAGAUCGGGGUAGGAAAAAUUAUCAGCUAGGGAGAGCUAGGGUCAGAGAGAAAGAGAGAGAUUUAAAGUUUUGCACCAUUUGUAUCAUAAACAUCCUGUUCUUUGUUUCCCCAAUAUCGUCUUUUUAGAGAGUAAUGAAAUUUUAAGUUAUUUAUAACCGGCGGCGGGAACUGUGUGGAAAAACGGACACAUGGGGACGAUACGUGCCAGAAGCGAUACGCUUGAGAGAGACACAGAGAGGGAAAGAGAGCUAGCGAAAGAGGAUAAGUAGCAGAAGUGAUUUGCCAUUUUGGGCAUUUUUGUAUUUUGUGCGAAUUUGCGGUGGCCGCGACAUGUGAAGUUAAACCUCGACACAGACACACACACCUACCUACCCACAAUUCCGCCUGAGAAGUGGCCAACACCAUAACGCAAACGAAGCACAAUUGAAACCGAACCACGGAAUCGCCCGAAAUGGAAAACGGCUCGGAAAAAUCCACACAGGAACACAGGAAUCAAAAACACAGGUACAUUACGUUGGUGUCGUUUUAAGCGUGUUGUUUCCACAUUUGGUGUCAGUAUGUGUUGAUGUGUGUAAAAUGGCGGGGCAGCCGCUAGACGUGUUUUAACUAACCCAUUUCUGACUCUGACUGUCUGUCUGUCUGUCGGUCUGUGACCGUUCCGUGACCCGAGGCGAUCAGAAGCGGCUGAGCGCGGGGCGAUCGCGGAUCAUAAAAUGGGCACACUUUUGCAUAAGCGAUCUUCGUGUUUCUGUAUCUGUAUUCGGAUGAGAGUAAGGAACUGAGAUGAGUCGUUGAGGUGAACUGCUGACGCGGAAAGGACGUGCCACAUGGACGUGGCAGCGUGGGGGGACGUGAUCAUUCAUUACACACAACACAACACACACGAGGCACAGUUCCGCUUCCCGAAGUGAUGGGUUCGGCCUGCGGGCGAUGUUUGAAUCAAUAUUCAGAGGAGAGGAUGAUGCGUACAGGACGAUUUUUUGUAAGAAUAUUCAGAAAUGGCCCCCCCGUUUGUGUUGUCGCGGUGGUGCGGUUUACUAAAGUUACUUAAUCAACCUUGGAAUGUGAGUCUUUGCGCUGAGCAGCGGAAAUCGCAAUUGGCAACUGUUUCGUUUGUUUGCGUUCUGUUUCUUCUCGCAGUACGCUUUAAAGUCUCCGUGACCGUGAUCGGUUCCCCACCGUGGUGUGUAAGCUAUUUUAAUUUUAAACUUCCCCUUCAAACCCACAUCUGGCCCGAUGAGAUGAUGAAAGGUGCAACAAGAUGAUGGAGAGUACCGCAGCAUGUUAGUGGCAAAGUUUAGCAGUUAGAUAAGGCUGGACCUUUUUCGUAUAAAUACACACAUCACACACAACAACCACACGCACACACUCACGCGUCGGGUGUAGAGGAUCUUUUAUAGGUAAUUUCGAAGGCUGCUCUCCAACAGUCAACUCUCCGCUCUGGUAGUAUGGUGGCCACUCUCACCCACAUUGCCUUUAACCUUCUUCACUAUUCCGUCUGCUGUUCGAUGGCGCAAACUCUUCUCAAAUGCGCCUAUUGUGUAGAGUAGUGCCGAGUUCCCGAGUUCUCUGUCUACUAAGGCGACUAAGGUUUCGGAUUAGAAUCGAAACACGCGGCAGUAGAAGGCAUCCCACUCCAGUAGGAUCACCCAAGGAUCGAAUGCGUCUUCUUUGUUCCGUAGGAUCCGUAGGAUCUGCUAACCGAUAGCUCACUUUAAUCCGUAACCCAAAUCUAUGCCAAAUUAACGCUACUUCCGCUAUCGCGUUUGCCGUGUUUUCCUAGAGAGUAGUGAAAACGAUCGCGCAUAGUUUUUCGAACGUUAGAUCGACUUAGAGAACGAAAGAUCGACACAGUUUGGGUUGGGUUUUCGAACCUCGUCGUCGAGGUAUCCCUCAUUGUUGAAGGCAUCUGACGGUGGCGUAGGGCAGCACAGGACACAGGAGAAGAGCGCAGAACAAUAGUAAGACCGAUUGACACGAUCAACAAAACCUCUACCAAACCUCUACCAAACCAGCAAUUGUCGAUCGGUCGGAGGCAAACCACCACCACCAGAUAAUCAUCUCCAUCACUAGCAGCAGCAGCAGCAGCAAAACGAAUCACUUUGGGCUUUGUUUUUCGUCUGUAGAUUUACGGAAUAAUUGCUAUCAAAGAACUACCAAGGAUACGAGACCGAGGGACAGAUACGCGGCAGAGAGUGAUACGCCGAGCGGGGAGAGGCAAACGUGUAUUAAGUGAAUGUGUAUGAAUAAAUCAAACAAAUACAACACGA
Anopheles bellator is the source of this 4781-nucleotide messenger RNA. It is a transcript of the gene Pka-R1, whose product is annotated as cAMP-dependent protein kinase type I regulatory subunit. The coding region runs from base 792 to 1913 and encodes 373 amino acids. The record is from RefSeq and is a predicted model, not a curated record. Gene Ontology annotation, cellular component: cAMP-dependent protein kinase complex. Gene Ontology annotation, molecular function: cAMP-dependent protein kinase regulator activity. Gene Ontology annotation, biological process: regulation of protein phosphorylation. The transcript has 5 exons. Lineage: Eukaryota; Metazoa; Arthropoda; Insecta; Diptera; Culicidae.